Vicia villosa (hairy vetch) is the source of this 1112-nucleotide messenger RNA. RefSeq names its product diacylglycerol O-acyltransferase 2D-like. NCBI's taxonomy places the organism in Eukaryota, Viridiplantae, Streptophyta, Magnoliopsida, Fabales, Fabaceae. Gene Ontology annotation, molecular function: diacylglycerol O-acyltransferase activity. The record is from RefSeq and is a predicted model, not a curated record. Gene Ontology annotation, cellular component: endoplasmic reticulum membrane. The transcript is spliced from 9 exons. Bases 1 to 939 code for a protein of 312 amino acids. Gene Ontology annotation, biological process: triglyceride biosynthetic process.
AUGGAAAAAGUGUUGCGAGCCAAGUCAUGUAACUGUUUCAAAUCUGUUGUUGCAUUAGCUUUGUGUGUAGGAGGAAUUCAUUUCAGUCUUGUGUUCAUACUCUUCACUCUCUUCUUCCUUCCUCUCUCAAAAUCACUUUUGAUUUUCGCUUUGAUCACAGUGUUUAUGGUCAUUCCUGUGAGCAAGAACAGUUUCCUAGCCCAAAAAUUAUCCAGAUUCAUAUGCAAACAUGUUUGCAGUUAUUUUCCUAUCACCCUUCACUUAGAGGAUGCAGAAGCUUUCCAUCGUGACCAAUCUUAUGUUUUUGGCUACGAGCCACAUUCAGUUUUUCCAUUCGGCAUCUUUGUACUUCUUGACAACAUAGGCUUCAUGCCUAUUUCAAAAAUAAGAUUUCUUGUUAGCAGCGCAUCUUUUUAUAUACCAUUUUUGGGGCAAGUAUGGACAUGGUUGGGAUUUACAUCAGUGGCGAAGAAAAACUUAAUUUCUUUGUUGGCUUCUGGCCAUAGUUGCAUUAUAGUACCCGGUGGAAAUCGAGAAACUCUUUUUAUGGAGCAUGGUUCUGAGAAUGUAUUUCUGAAAGAAAGAAGAGGAUUUGUUCGAAUAGCAAUGGAGAUAGGUCACCCUCUUGUUCCAGUUUUCUGCUUUGGUCUGACAAAUACCUAUAAGUGGUGGAAAAUUCCGGGUAAAUUAGUUCAGAAUCUAACAAGGUUUAUCAAAAUUAAUCCAAUAAUAUUCUGGGAAAUGUUUAGAUCUCCUAUACCAUUCAAGAAUCCGUUGUAUGUGGUGGUGAGUAGACCUAUUCAUGUUAACAAGAAUCCAAAACCAACAACAGACCAGGUUGCCAAAGUACAUAGUGAAUUUCUUGAAGCACUUCAAGAUCUUUUUGAAAAACACAAGGCUAAAGCUGGAUGUACAAACCUUGAGUUGAAAAUUGUUUGAGAAAACAAAAGUUUCAUCUCAUAUAUAUUUGGAUCGGUUUAUCCAAACACAAAGAAAUAAAUGGAGUCUUGUGGGUUUGAAUUACAUAGAGACACUCAUGUACCUAUUUAUAUAUUUUCAUUUCAAUGUGUUUGUGAUUAUUUAUCUUAGUAUUGUAGUUAAGAAAAUAUCAU